GAAGGAGGAGGACUAACCCCAGCGUGUCGAGUCGAGUCGAGUCGGGCCAGCGGUUGAGUAAAAGUGAAAGGUUUGUUGUGUUUGUUCGGUGGCGAGGCGUCUCAGCAGCGGGUCCGCGGCCGUGUGGAGGUGUCCGGUCCCCCCCCCCCCCCAAUGCCCUCCGACUCUGGCUCGCUCUUCACCGGAGCACCGCUCCGCCGCUUCUCCCCCACACCUUCCUCUUCACAAGCUGUUCCUUUGUUUGACGCUAAGACACGCUAAGAACCAGCAAAGGCAACACCUGAAGAAAUGAACCUGAAGAUAUGUGGAUGUAAACUUCAGCUGGUUUAGCCUGCAAGGUGGUUCUCGGCUGGAACUUGAUGAGGCCAAUAAGCCCCACAGUCAGUGUAUGACCUUCUUCCCAAAGAGCAGCAGUCGCCGUCCGCCGCUCCGCAGCAUCCAGCAGCCAUGAGUCAGAAAAGUGGUGGCGAGGCUGGACCUCCUCCAUCAGCCGCUCCUGCAUCAGAUGCCUCCGCCGUCUCCUCUUCUAUGACCGUGGGAGGCCCCUGCAGUGCUUUUCCCGCCUCUUCCAGCUCCACCAUGCAUUCCUCUACCUCAGCCAACGACCAGAGCCCUGCUGACCCGGACGACACCAGCGCCAGCAGACUGGUGCCAGAGGUUCUUGCGGCGGAGACUGGGAAUGGAAACUGCUGCAGGACUGGAGGUGAGAAAGGAGGAGUCGUAACUAUGGGAGGAGCUGGAGGAAGAGGAGCGACAUGCCAGGAAGCCCAGCAGCAUCACCAAAUGACCCCUUCGAAGCGGCGCACCGUGUUGAAUAUCUCUCCACCUCCUGAGGACCUGUUUGACGACAGUCGCAUGUCCUAUCAGGGGGAGCCACCCCUGGACUCCGAGCAGAGCAACAGUAUCUGGAUGGACGAUUCUGUCUCCAACUUCAGUAUCCUCAGUUCCAAUUCCUACAACGACAACACAGAGGUGCCACGCAAGUCCCGCAAACGUACCCCUCGCCAGAGGCCCGGCCCCAAGCCUGUGUUGCCAGAGGAGGCCAGCAUAGAUGUUUUUGAUGCAGACAGUGCCAAAGGUCCACAUUUUGUCCUCUCACAACUAGGCCCAGAGCACAAGGCUUGUCCCAAAGGAAGUUCUCCAGAUGGUCCUCAGACAUCGACUCAGAAGGGAGGAACCCUCUCUGUGCAGUACCCUCAGAAGAGUGAAGGGAAGGAGCUGAAGAUCCUUGUCCAGCCUGAGACCCAGCACCGAGCCCGCUACCUGACCGAGGGAAGCCGAGGUUCAGUAAAGGACCGAACUCAGCAGGGCUUCCCCACCAUAAAGUUGGAGGGGGUAAAUGAGCUGGUGGUGCUGCAGGUUUUCGUGGGCAACGACACGGGGCGUGUGAAGCCUCACGGCUUUUACCAAGCGUGCAGGGUGACCGGACGAAACACAACAGCCUGUAAGGAGGUGGACAUUGAGGGCACGACGGUUAUUGAGGUGUCCCUUGACCCUAGCUCCAACAUGAUGCUGGCGGUUGACUGUGUUGGGAUCUUGAAGCUCCGUAAUGCAGAUGUAGAGGCUCGCAUUGGUGUGGCUGGCUCCAAGAAGAAGAGCACCCGGGCCAGACUGGUUUUCCGGGUCAACAUCCCCCGUCCAGAUGGAUCGCUACUCACGCUACAGACCCCGUCAUCUCCAAUCCUCUGCACUCAGCCUGCCGGGGCGCCCGAGAUCCUGAAGAAGUCGCUCCACAGCUGUUCAGUACAAGGUGGAGAAGAAGUCUUCAUCAUUGGCAAGAACUUUCUGAAAGACACCAAAGUCAUAUUUCAGGAGAAUAAUUCUGAUGAGAAAUCGUGGAAGGCAGAGGCUGAAAUUGACAUGGAGCUUUUCCACCAGAAUCACCUGAUAGUGAAGGUUCCUCCGUACCAGAACCCAGCCAUCCCCUCGGCAGUGUGCGUCGGGAUCUACGUGGUGACCAAUGCCGGAAGAUCCCACGAUGUACAGCCUUUUACCUACACUCCAGACCCAGAACAAGUUAAACCUGAUGUUUGUGUGAAGAAAGAGACGUCCUCACCAGUGAAGUCCUGUUCUUAUGAUGAGCGAAUUAAAGUUCUGGAUAAUGCCUUGAUGCCGUCAAUGUUGCCUCUCGUGAAGAGGGAAGAGGUCACUCCAAUGGAGGUCUCCAGCAACGUCCAGCCCACUGGCGUGUUCAAGCUUUCCCAGCAGACAGCUGAUGUGAUGUGUCCAGCCCAGCAGACCAUGGACAUGACCUCUAGCCAUCUAACCAACAGCAGACCAUUCACCAGCAGCCUCCCUCCUGCCGCAGGUGACCCGGACAAAGUCCCUGCUCCAGUCUUUAGCGGUACAGAGUCCAUAAGUGCUAUUCAGAAACAGGACAUUGCUGCCAGCAGCUCCUUCCCUGUGCCUGCAGAGCCUCUAAUCCAGCCGAGCUCUCAGCAGUUCCUGCUGGAGCCAAGAGAAGGCCUGGGUCCUGAAAGGCCUGGUACUAGUACUGGAGCUGUGGGGCGGCUGUGUGGGGAACCUUCUUCCCAACAGCACCAGCUGCCGCUGUUUCCCCCAGAUGAGAUGGCCCAGCUGGAGCAGGCAGUAAGACAGCUUCAGGCCAAGGGGUUUUGCAACUUACCGCUACAGGCUGAGAGCUCGAUGGUCAAGCAGCAGCAGCAGCAGCACCUCCAACAGCAACAACAGAUUCAAAAACAGCAACAGCAGCAGCAACAAAUACAGCAACAGCAAAUUCAACAGCAGCAACAGCAGCAGGCAAUGGAAAGUCUGCAGCAGCAGCUGUUUCAGUCCCAGAUCCCCAUGCAGUGUGGUAUCUUCCAGGGCACCUCCCGCGGUGAGAACACAGAACAGCAGGGCGCUUCACAAGGUGUGGUGCCCAAUCAUGGAUCUCUGUUCCAGCAGGCCCAACAACAGCAGCAGCAGCAACAACAACAAGAACAGCAAAAACAGCAGAACCAACAAGCAGCUCUCUUUCAACAGGCCAAUGAACUCCUCUCCAUUCAGACCAACUUCCUGCAGCAGACUCCUUCACAUGCCUCCCCACCACUCUUCCAUAAUCCCAGUUCCUUGGCUGAGGCACGAGAUCCACAACCUCUGUUCCACGCUCAAAAAACCUCUCACGCACAAGAGCAGGUCCAGGCUGCUCUCUUCCAGAACACUCUGACGGUCCUGAGUGGAACCAGUCUCUCUCCAGACCAACAGGCCCCAACCCCUAGCCUGUUCCUUCCCCAGACUUCCCUGUCUUCUCAGCUGACACCUGGCAGUCCACAGCAGCAGCAGCAGCAGCAGCAGCAACAGCAACAGUUGGCAUUCCUCAGUGCUCUGCAGACUUCUGCAUCAGAGCCACAAUCUGUGUUCCAGACUCAGACUCAGCUUUCCCCCAUCCAACAAGGAACUCCCAUGGAGCAGCAGCAGCCCUCUCAGCCACAGACACAGUCACCCCAACAGGGCGCUCUGUUUCAGAACAUCUCAACGCAUCCCCCUGCUAAUGCCCUCUCUCCAAACCAGCAGCAGCAACCGGCUGGCCUCCUGUUCCGGGGUAAUCCCCUGCCCAACCAGGAUCAGCCUUCCAGCCUGCUGUUCAGUAACCAGGGCCAGAUGCCUCCUAUGAGCACCAGCAGUCUUUCUUCCCAGGAGACCCAGACCCCGUCGCUGCUCUUUUCCCAGGCCAGAAUGGUGAGCGUCAGCCAGCAGGACCCCUCAGAGCCCAUGACCUUAGGAAACCCCGCGGAACCGCGUCCGCAAGUUCUGUUUCAGGAACAACAGCCCAUGCUGCUGGACCGUGGCUCAGCUGGUGGGCAGGAGCAGCCCGUCUCCCUUUUCAUGCCUCAGUCGAACAUGGCCUCUUUACAAGGUGGGAUGGCCACACAGGAGCUUCCCCAAACAGCCAUGUUCACCACACACAAUGGUGUGACACGCCUCCAGACCACCACCUCUUCUCCGGUGCAGCAGCCCGGGUCUUUAUUUCAGACAGCUGUUAGUGGGACCAUCAGUCAACCCAGCCAGCCGCAGCAGCAGCCCGGCCUCUUUCUCUUCGGGAUUGAGAACGAAUGCAGCCAGAUGAUAAACUCUUCUGGAACCACGUUGUCAGACCAGAUCAUUGCUAUCAGCCAGUCUGGCCAGAACCAGAGAGAGAGUGAUGCUCACAUCCAGUCCCUCCUCAACCAGUCCUUGACAGAAUCCAGGAGCCUGCAGAAUAGUAUGACCGCAUCUCAGAACAUGGAGAAAAUUGAUGACCUGCUUGUUAGCUUGCAAGAGCCAGGCAGCAACCUGACUCAGUCUUAUUAAGUCUCUAUAAAGGAUCUUUUGGGAUGAAAGCUGUGAUGUGCUCCUCUUCUUCAUCAGCUUCGCUCUUCUCAAAGGAAAAUCUUGUUGAAGAUACUCAAGUUACUCAAAUCUGGACAAAGCCAUGUAUUCAGGCGAGGAUGGAGGGCUGGUUUAUCUGUAUUUACCCCUGCAGCUGUAAUGGACUCUCUUCUCUCAGAUCUUUCACAGGUUUCCUUCUCUCCUCGGUGCACAAUGCAGCACUUUGUAACUUGGGUUUAGCAAAGAUGUCGGUGCGAGCUUGCAUGACGUUCUGUAUUUUCCGAAGCCAGACGGCAGGCUCCGAAAUCUUUAAAACACAUUCGCCUUUUUAUAGCUAAACGCGAAAUCACUAUUUUUGGAAAGGUAGAUUCUAAAAACGUGAGAUUUACUUGCAAAGAAUAUAUUUUUUACAGUUUUCGUUCAGCACCUUAUGAUGCUCUACUUUGUGACCGGUUACUCUUAACGUGUACAGAUCCACCGGAGGUGUGGUUUUACCCGUCACCUCUGGGCCUCAUUGUUUACAGUGGAAGGGAUGCAAAUCACCACCAUGAUGAACCACAGCAAGCUGCUCUGUUUGUGCUAGCACAGGGAUUAGCAUUUAUACAUCUAUUUUUCACUCUUUUAUUUGUACAUCACCUGCAAAAACACCUGAACUAUUUUAGUUAACUACACUUUCACUAAACCCUGACAUCUCUCCAUACUUUCAGCCAAUAUUGAGCUCUACUACUGUCCUGCUCCAUUUCUUUUCUUUUUUGGGGGGCCCCCCCCCUUUUUCUCCCCGAUUGUACUUGGCCAAUUACCCCACUCCCCCGAGCCGUCCCGGUCUCUGCUCCACCCCCUCUACUGAUCCGGGGAGGGCUGUAGACUACCACAUGUCUCCUCCCAUACAUGUGGAGUCACCAGCCGCUUCUUUUCACCUGACGGUGAGGAGUUUCACCAGGGGGACGUAGCGCGUGGGAGGAUCAUGCUAUUCCCCCCAGUUGCCCCGACCGACCAGAGGAGGCGCUAGUGCAACGACCAGGACACAUACCCACAUCCGGCUUCCCACCCGCAGACACGGCCAAUUGUGUCUGCAGGGAUGCCCGACCAAGCCGGAGGUAACACGGGGAUUCAAACUGGCGAUGCUGGUGGUAGGCAACAGAGUAGACCGCUAUGCUACCCGGACGCUCCAUUUUGUUUUUCUAUCAACACAAGACAUCGCAUCGCCAGUCGUCCCUCUACUUGUAGUAUGGCAACUAUCAAUACUCAUUUCUCAGAUAAAUUGAGUUUGGCCGUUACCGGCCUUCCUUCCUACAGGCGUUAUUACAGACGGCUCUGGAGGAAACAAGCAGCCUUUACUUUAUGUGAUGUCAGUUAACAUUCAGCAAAGUACAUGUUCUCUCAUUGGAGGGUUUCAGAACCAUGCUGUCGGCGUGCUCCGUGUGUACAGCUGAGGAAUCUGCUGUCGUGAAACUCAGAUUACUGCAUGUUUAGUAGCAUUUCCAUUGUACGAUACUGCGUCAGGCGUUUAGGAAAACAAACUGGAAUAGUAUUCUUGGAUGAUCAGCUGGAGCCUUAUUUCCAUUGUUCACAAUGUGAUGAGUUUAGUGAAUGUUUGCCAUGUGAUGGAGUAGUAUUUCUUAGGCUACAUCUCUUUUUUAAGUUAUAUUUUUGUCUCGACCAAAUAGGUAUUACCUGCAGAAACAGAGCUUAUGAUGUUGUACAUGAAAACACGUUGAAAGCAGAGUGAACUUCUUGUCUCCAGUUGGCCGGCGUUGGUCAUCUCAGGACCCAACCUUGACUCAGUUCUUGUUGUGAAGGCCAGUUUUAUGGCUCACGGGGUGGUGGUUCUUCAUCAUGUCGGCUGUUUGUGAAUUCACCAUAUGACGAGAAGGGGAAAUUCACUUAAAUGACUGGAUCAGUUUUUCUGUUUUUCCUCCACCAUGCAGAUGGUGUUGUCAUGUCAGCCCCACCGCCAAGCUGGGACCCUUCUUUUUUUCUGUGCACCUAUUUCUUUUUUCCUUGUAAGUUUUCCGUUGGACAGGAACCAAUGUUGUGUGAGGUUUGGUGUGUGUGGCAGUGUGUGAUGAACAAGGGGCUGGUCUCUGGUGAUGACGAGACGCUCAGCUGGAUGUUGUCUGGUCUCUGUACUGUACCUUACAUUCACUCGCCACACCGCUGCCCUGCCUCACCUGCUGUGUUUGUCUUGUUGUGUUUUUUCACUUGGAAAGCCAGUGGUGUUGUAAGAUGGACAUGGUGUCAGGUGUGUUUGGUGAUGUGAUGGUGCAGCCUGCGGCGUGGCACAGGCAGCUGCACCAUCACAGCCUGUGGCGUGGCUGGCUGCACCAUCACAGCCUGCGGCAUGACGUGGCUGGCUGCACCAUCACAGCCUGUGGUGUGGAUGGGCGGCUGCACCAUCACAGUCUGCGGCAUGACGUGGGCGGCUGCACCAUCACAGUCUGCGGCAUGGCGUGGGCGGCUGCACCAUCACAGCCUGCGGCAUGGCGUGGGCGGCUGCACCAUCACAGCCUGCAGUGUGGCGUGGGCGGCUGCACCAUCACAGCCUGCAGUGUGGCGUGGGCGGCUGCAC
Messenger RNA from Lampris incognitus (smalleye Pacific opah), 6880 nucleotides. It is a transcript of the gene nfat5b, whose product is annotated as nuclear factor of activated T cells 5b. Lineage: Eukaryota; Metazoa; Chordata; Actinopteri; Lampriformes; Lampridae. Gene Ontology annotation, cellular component: transcription regulator complex. Bases 448 to 4293 code for a protein of 1281 amino acids. Gene Ontology annotation, biological process: calcineurin-NFAT signaling cascade; cytokine production; regulation of transcription by RNA polymerase II. Gene Ontology annotation, molecular function: RNA polymerase II cis-regulatory region sequence-specific DNA binding; DNA-binding transcription factor activity, RNA polymerase II-specific; transcription factor binding. The transcript has 15 exons. The record is from RefSeq and is a predicted model, not a curated record.